AUGGCUUCCGCAGACCAGUUCGAGGCGAUCCGCGAGCAGGUCGCGCGUGCCGUCGCCGACCAGCUGUCCCGCGCCGACAUCGACUGGAGCUCGGUCGAACAGCUGGUCGAUCCGGUCGUAUGUAUCGAAGCCAAAUUUCGAGACCGUUCGAGGGAAGAAAGCACUCAAACAGCGGCUGGUCUAACUGUGACGCAUGUCGUUGACCUGACAGGAGUGGUUACACCAAAGUCUGGUACUCCAUUCGAGCCACCAGAGGAUAUAACAACCAGAGCAGUAGACGAUGUUGCACCAUCUGCUGGCACGAUACUGCCUUCCCUGCCUCGGGGCUCACACGUGGCGAAUUCCGAUGCCUUAAGGUCAAGAGUGCAACCCAGAUCAGGGCCGGCACAGGAAUCGAAUUCUGAGGAAGCAUCAGACGCCGAGGACGAGGAUCAUACCAACAUCUCAAGGAAAGCCAUCAGUGGCUUGCGGCCAAGUCGCGGAGAUGUGCCUCUUGUCGAGAACAACACGCAAAGACAGAUGCAGAUUGCUGAUGGCAAUUUCCCCAAGCGACGCAAAGCUGAGUCCGUCGGCUAUGCUUUGAAGCCGUCUACCUUGGACAAGCUGAUCGUCGGGAUAUGGGAACAGAUCCAUGGCGGCAUCAGUAUAGAUCCGCAAGGGCUCAUGGAUCAGUUCAUGGCGGGGCCGCUGCUCCAGGGCGCGCAGGGCUCUCAAGUAGGGAUGCAUUCUUCGGGCCUCACUCAACCCCCAGGCGCAAGUCUAUUCCAAAAUGGAAGGCCUUUCAACGACACGAACCUGUUCUGCAGGAAAGUCACUCAAGCCAGCCGGACGUGCAGGUCGGUCGAGGUUAUCGUACAGGCACGCUGGGUUGAGUACUUUGACGCCUACGUCGAGCAUCUCAAGACAGCCAACCCGUCGACUUCGGACACGAAGCAUCGCAAGGCAGCGCUCGUGGAAGCAUGCAGUGACUUUGGGUGGUCGGACAAGGAACUACGGAACAAGAUGGCCAUCUGGCGAGGCUACAAGGAGAUCAAAGAUGCCGGCGGCUGGGCGUCGCUGGUGUUUGCUGGAAUGGGUAUUUACCGAUUCUGCAAGUAUCGUAUUGGGUUCGACAAGGAAAGCAUGCAGCGUCUCGCCAGUCUGCGUCCAGCACUCAAGGUGGCGGCGGAUACGACGCACCCGAAUUGGCGACAGCUGCUCUCCAUCAUCGGUGAAUCCCCUGAGCGGGUCUACCACGGCCACCCACACGACUGGGUGGUCUUCCCGGAUGGUACACCCCCGGCGCCGCUACACACGAUGUACCUGCAGUGGGAUCCAUACUUCAACUUCAGACACAUAGAGGAGUGCAUAAUCGACGAGCGAGCCUGGGGCGGCGACGACCCGCGCUGGUCCCCGCCAACAGACGCCGCUCUGACCAGAAUCUCACCCCUCCCCAUCUGCGCCACCUGCAGCCAAGAACAGUCCGACGACCUCAAGCAGAACAACUGCUACUGCUUCCCCUCGCUCUUCGGGAGCGCCAGCCCUCACCGCAGCCCAGUACAGGUGUUCCGCACGCUCAACGGGCGCAGCAACGGCCUGCUGGCGCUGUGCGCCUUCGAGCGCGGCGCCGCGGUCGGCGAGUUCGUCGGCGUCGUUACGCGCGGGCUGCAAGACGUUGACGUCAUGGAGGGCGCCAAUGCGGCCGGAUCGACGACGUACCAGAUCUGGCAGGGGCGGCAGGGCAACUUCACGCGCUUCGUGAACCAUAGCUGCAAUGCCAACGCGCAGUACCAGCGCUUCGCGUGGCUCGACACGCAGAGGGUGGUGCUGGUUAGUAAGGGCAUUGAGGCCGGGGCGGAGAUCACGGUCGACUACUCGGAUAAGUACUGGAGGGGGUUGGAUAAGAAGUGUCUUUGUGGGGAGAAAAGGUGUAGGUAUCGGAGGGAUUCUUGA
Molecule: messenger RNA, 1932 nt
Organism: Anthostomella pinea
Lineage: Eukaryota; Fungi; Ascomycota; Sordariomycetes; Xylariales; Xylariaceae
Source: the annotation of a GenBank genome assembly